CCUAAAUCAUUCUCCGUCAAAGUCCCCCAUCUUUUAAAUUCAAUCCAACCCUUUUAAACACACACGAAAACCCACCUGAAUGCACCAAAAUAAUGGUGAAUUUCAGGAUUUUGAAUCAUGGGUUUUCCUUAGUUUUGUUUCUUUUUGUAUUUCAAUCUUCAAUUUUGCGGGGUAUAGAUGCUAAAAGGUCCCAAUCUACCGAUGAAGCUUAUGUGACUUUGUUGUAUGGAGAUGAGUUCGUUUUGGGUGUUAGAGUUCUGGGGAAAUCGAUCCGAGACACGGGUUCCAAGAAAGAUAUGGUGGUUUUGGUUUCUGAUGGGGUUUCUGAUUAUGCCAAAUCACUCCUUGAGGCUGAUGGUUGGAUUGUAGAGAUGAUUUCUUUGCUGGAGAAUCCCAAUCGUGUUCGUCCGACAAGGUUUUGGGGUGUUUACACAAAGCUGAAGAUAUUCAACAUGACUAAUUACAAAAAAGUUGUGUACCUUGAUGCAGAUACAAUUGUGAUCAAGAGCAUUGAAGAUCUUUUUAGUUGUGGGAAGUUUUGUGCUAACCUGAAGCAUUCUGAAAGAUUGAAUUCUGGAGUCUUGGUAGUCGAACCAUCUAAAACUCUUUUUAGUGACAUGCUCAAGAAAAUUACUACUUUGCCUUCUUAUACUGGAGGGGAUCAAGGGUUUCUGAAUUCAUAUUAUGCUGGAUUUGCUGAUGCGCGUUUAUUUAAUCCGAAAUUAUCACAAGAAGAGUUGAAGUCUAGACCUGUUCCUGAAAUGGAGCGCCUUUCUACUCUCUAUAAUGCUGAUGUUGGUCUGUACAUGCUUGCUAAUAAGUGGAUGGUAGACGAGAAAGAACUUCGUGUUAUUCAUUAUACCCUCGGUCCCCUAAAACCAUGGGAUUGGUGGACAGCUUGGCUGGUGAAACCUGUUGAUCUCUGGCAGGACAUCAGGCAGAAGGUUGAGGAAUCUUUACCUGGGACUGGGGGAGGAAGAAAUCCUCAAGAUGAUUUUUUGGUCAAAGCUCUUUUCCUGCUUCCUCUCAUUGGUCUUAUCUUUCUUUACAACCGCUCUUUACUUCAGGCCUUCGAGUUUUUUGGUUCGCUCUGCAGGAAUUCACCGUGGGACCGUAUGAGACACCUUGCUGUCAGAUUAAGAACAGGUGUUGUGCUUCCUUUUGCUGCAGGUUCUCCUUCAUCAGCCAUGAACUCCAAUCAGCAGCUCUACUGUGGUUUGCUAUCCAAAGUACCUUGGUUUCUUGGAGGAAUAUCAAUUUCUGUGUGUCUUCUUGCUGUUGUUAUCUCUCUUGGAUUGGCUCUUCUAAUUGUCCCACGGCAAGUGCUUCCUUGGACCGGAUUGCUACUUAUGUAUGAGUGGACUUUUACCAUCUUCUUCCUACUCUUUGGAGGUUAUCUACGGCUUGUUUAUCAAUGGGGGAAAGUAAAAUCUUCCCAAGCAGGAUCAUAUUCUUCUGAUCCUGAAUCUUUAGAUUAUGAUUCUGGGAAAGGUCAUCAGCGACAUGUGUCUUCUUACAAUACUGCGGUGCUGUAUUAUGGAUUGGGAAUGGCUUUUCUAGCAAUUGCAGUACCAUCAUUGCCUUUUCUUUGUGGAAUUACUGCUUUGUUUGUGAGACUGGGUUUGAUGGUUGUAGGAGGCAUAGUAUUGGCUGCUUUCAUGGCUUAUGCAUCCGAACACCUCGCGGUUCAAUCCUUUAUGAAAGGGCUUGAAGACCGAGAAAUGUCAUGGACAAGGCACACAUGUUGGUAAUGUUAACUAAGAUUAAUUUUUUUUUACCAAAUGUAAUUUAUCAAUAGAAUUCUUCUCUACUUUGUUUAAUUUGUGUGUAGAAUAUAUCAAGGGGGAGGGGGAGUUUUGUUUAUUCAGUUCACCCUCCGCUUAACUCGCUUGUUGUUGUAUUCUUGUAGUUUUCUCAGGCAAAACGAUUACAAACUGUAGAUAUUUGCUUUUUUAGUUUCAAAUGUACAUGAGUUGGAUAUUGUAGUUUCUGAGGAACUCUUAUUAAUCUCUUUGUAGCAUUA
Molecule: messenger RNA, 2023 nt
Organism: Spinacia oleracea (spinach)
Lineage: Eukaryota; Viridiplantae; Streptophyta; Magnoliopsida; Caryophyllales; Amaranthaceae
Product: inositol phosphorylceramide glucuronosyltransferase 1
Exons: 10
Coding region: 93-1751 (552 amino acids)
Molecular function (GO): glycosyltransferase activity
Source: RefSeq, a predicted model, not a curated record